Messenger RNA from Chenopodium quinoa (quinoa), 4152 nucleotides. RefSeq names its product protein HIRA-like. Bases 558 to 3794 code for a protein of 1078 amino acids. Gene Ontology annotation, molecular function: nucleosome binding; protein binding. The transcript is spliced from 10 exons. NCBI's taxonomy places the organism in Eukaryota, Viridiplantae, Streptophyta, Magnoliopsida, Caryophyllales, Amaranthaceae. The record is from RefSeq and is a predicted model, not a curated record. Gene Ontology annotation, biological process: DNA-templated transcription; regulation of DNA-templated transcription; chromatin remodeling. Gene Ontology annotation, cellular component: nucleus; HIR complex.
UUGCAUUAAUAAUUAAAGGCAAAAGACAAUUAGACAAACCCUCAACUAACAUCAAAUCAUAUUUUACUAAUGUGCCAUUGUGAAUUGUGAGUUGUGACGGCAAAAGUUUGUACUCUUUGGUAACCCUUGUUUGCUUCUUUCGAUCUUUUUACUCUUCUCCUGUCUUUCAUCAUCCUUCGAUCUUUCUCUUCAUUGUCAAAUUUUGGCAAUUACAAAUCAAUCAACCCAGAUUCACUAUUUCAGGUUUUUUAGGUCACUCUUUUCUUUCUUUCUUUUUCACCCCCUAAAAAAAACAUCAACUCAACCUUCGACCGUUACAAAAAAAAAAAAAAAAAAAAAUCCAAAAAAAGAGAAAGAAAGGGGAAGAACACUUCAGCCUCAAGCUUCUUCCUUUAUCAUACCCACCUAGGGUUUUGCAUUCCUAGGUCUAGGGUUUUUUUUGGGUCAAUUUAGUUUGUAAUAUCCCAUUUCAUUAAAACCCAGUUAAUGGGUUUUUGAGGUUUGUAGCAAAUUUGGUAGAUUUUGGGUAUUAAUCAAGUAGUUAUUUGAAAAAUAAGAUGAUUGCCGAAAAACCCAGUUGGAUUAGGCAUGAGGGUAUGCAGAUUUUCUCCAUUGAUAUUCAACCUGGUGGUCUUAGGUUUGCUACUGGUGGUGGAGAUCACAAGGUGAGAAUAUGGAACAUGAAAUCUGUUGCUAGAGAUUCUGACAAGGACGAUCAGACACACCGAAAUCUUGCAACUCUUCGUGAUCACUUUGGUUCAGUUAACUGUGUCAGAUGGGCCAAACAUGGUCGGCACAUUGCAUCAGGGUCUGAUGAUCAAGUGAUUUUGAUUCAUGAAAGGAGACCUGGUUCAGGAACCACUGAAUUUGGUAGUGGUGAGCCUCCGGACAUCGAAAAUUGGAAAGUUGUCAUGACUCUAAGGGGACACACUGCAGAUGUGGUGGAUCUUAAUUGGUCUCCAGAUGACUCAAUGUUGGCUAGUGGAAGUCUCGAUAACACAAUCCACAUCUGGAAUAUGAGCAGUGGAAUUUGCACGGCAGUUCUCCGAGGUCAUGCUAGUUUGGUUAAAGGUGUCACUUGGGAUCCCAUUGGCUCCUUUAUAGCUAGCCAAUCUGACGACAAGACUGUUAUUGUAUGGAGAACGACCGAUUGGAGUCUUGCCCACAAGACCGAAGGCCAUUGGGCCAAAUCCCUUGGGUCAACAUUUUUUAGGCGGCUUGGGUGGUCUCCUUGUGGCCAUUUCAUAACAACAACUCAUGGUUUCCAAAAGCCCAGACAUUCAGCACCUGUGUUAGAAAGAGGCGAAUGGGCUGCUACUUUUGACUUCUUGGGACAUAAUGCCCCAAUUAUAGUUGUGAAAUUCAAUCAUUCAAUGUUCAAAAGAAAUUUCUCCAAUCCUCAGGAUGUUAAAUCUUCAUCUGCUGGAUGGGCUAAUGGGACUUCAAAAACUGGAGGAAAAGACUUACAGCCAUAUAAUGUUAUUGCCAUUGGUAGUCAGGAUCGUACUAUAACUGUCUGGACUACUGCAAGUCCACGUCCUCUCUUUGUGGCAAAGCAUUUUUUCACUCAAAGUGUUGUUGAUUUAUCUUGGAGCCCUGACGGAUACUCACUUUUUGCCUGUUCCUUAGAUGGCUCGGUAGCAACAUUUCAUUUUGAAGUUAAAGAAAUUGGUCAGAGGCUAACAGACGAGGAAUUAGAUGAAUUAAAGAAAAGCCGCUACGGCGAUGUUAGGGGCCGGCAAGCUAACUUAGCUGAAAGCCCUGCACAACUGUUACUUGAAGCAGCUGCAGCGAAGCAAACCCCAAGUAAGAAAGUUACCAUGGAUGUGCAGCAGGAGCAGGUAGCUUCAAAGCCUUCGUCUGAUUUGGGGAUUGUGACAAAGGUCUCUGAAUCACAUCUUGACAAUGGAAAGAAAAAUGGAGGAAUAAACUCUGAGGGUUUAAAUAAAGUGGCUUCUUCUGCUCGUGUUUCUAGUCCUGUGAAGCAGAAAGAAUAUAGGCGGCCUGAUGGUAGAAAAAGGAUUAUACCUGAACCUGUGGGUAUGCCUCCGCAGCAAGAAAACAUAACUGCUGCGCCCCAGUCUCAAGCACUUGAUCUAUCUCUAGCCUCUUCUGAUGGAAGAAUAGACUCAAGUGUUGCUAAAGUUAGGAGAACCCUUGGAGCAGGUUCUGAUGUUAAGGAACGUAGUGGGGUCACGGCCAAGGCUUGCUUUAGUGAUAGUUUGGUCAUUGAAAGAGUUCCAGUUGCUUCAAGUAGAGAUGAUGGUAUUCUUGUUGAAUCUUCAAGCAUUGCAAAGGCCUCAAGUUCUUUAGCCGCUUGUAAUGCUAAUUUUGCAAUAAAGGUUGUAGAUAAGAAGGAGGGUACUGAUGCAAUGCCACUUACAUUGGAAGCUCGCCCUAGAGAGCAUGCAGUUAGUGACAUCGUUGGCUUGAGUAACAUGUCAUUGGUGAAGGAAACAGAAAUUGUCUGUAGUAGAGGAUCCCAAACUUUGUGGUCUGACCGUAUUACAGGGAAGGUCUCAGUUUUGGCUGGAAAUGCUAACUUCUGGGCUGUUGGGUUCGAAGACGGUUGUCUACAGGUGUACACAAAAUGUGGAAGGCGUGCCAUGCCAACCAUGAUGAUGGGUUCUGCUGCAGUGUUUGUUGAUUGCGAUGAAUGUUGGAAAUUGUUGCUUGUCACAAAGAAGGGGUCUUUGUAUUUGUGGGACUUAUUUAACCGAAGUUGUCUUCUUCAAGACUCAUUGGCAUCUUUGAUUACUGCUGAUCCAAAUGCUUCUUCUAAAGAUGCAGCUGCUAUAAAAAUAAUUUCCGCAAAGCUGUCAAAGUCUGGUUCACCUCUUGUUGUAUUAGCCACUCGUCAUGCUUUUCUCUUCGAUAUGAGUCUGAAGUGCUGGCUUCGAGUAGCUGAUGAUUGCUUCCCUGCAUCAAACUUUGCAAGUUCCUGGAAUUUGGGCUCCUCUCAGAGUGGCGAGCUUGCGACAUUACAGGUGGACGUGAGAAAAUUCUUGGCAAGAAAGCCAGGUUGGAGUCGGGUGGCUGAUGAUGGUAUGCAAACCCGUUCGCACUUGGAGGCUCAAUUAGCAUCAGCUUUGGCAUUGAAAUCUCCAAACGAAUAUCGCCAAUGUCUUAUGUCAUAUGUUCGAUACCUUGCCAGAGAAGCUGACGAGUCUCGACUACGAGAAGUAUGUGAGAGUUUCCUUGGACCUCCUACUGGGAUGGGUGGUGCUGCAAUAGCAGACCCUAACAUCGCGUGGGAUCCUAGUGUUCUUGGAUUGAAGAAACACAAACUCUUGAGAGAAGACAUCCUUCCAGCUCUGGCAUCAAAUAGGAAAGUACAGAGGCUUCUAAAUGAAUUCAUGGAUCUUCUUUCUGAAUAUGGAAGUGCUGAAACGCACAAGGAACAAAACAACUCUAAUUUUCCAAUGACAGCCACCCAGGCUACUGCCCGGGCAGAUGUGAUUCCGUCAUUAAAUGAUAUACAACAAGCUGAUCCACCUGUAUUAAACCAAAUAAUAGACUUGGUCCCUCGAAAACCAGAACAAGUGGACAUUACACCGUCCACUAGAGAUCACCAAAUGGAUCACUCCACUGAUCCAACAGAUCAAACAAAUCAGAAUACAGAAGCAGAAGAUCUGACCUUAAUCCCAGGAAAGGAUGGUGUCAAUUUAGUGAUGGUGAAGGAUCAGGUAAACCAGUUAACGUCUUCUGUGGAACCAGUGAAUGCAGACGUGCCCAGGGCAGAGAAGGUAGUAGUAGCUCUGCCUGCCAAAGGUACAACUCUUGGCAUGAUUUAAUCACAGUAGUUUUGGUCUUCAAGAGGUAUGUAAUUUCGAGGAUUAUACACAUUUGGAUAUAACUCAUAUAAGAAUGUCUCUGGGCAUGUUAUAUUAGCAGGGAAGCAGGGGACUUGGCCUCAAAAGUUGUAUAUAGAGAUGGAAUUGAAUGAUUGCUAGCAGUCUAUACUAUGUGUAAUGUUGGUGCCGAGGUUGAUUACCUUACAUGGGCAAUUGUCCCUGCACUUUUUAGGCUUUUUUAGAAUCUAGAUAAUAGCUGCGUAAAUAUAUUAUCUUACCAUCUGAAGCUGGAAUAUUGUUCAGCUAUAAAUUGUUGUUUUGAAUUUUUACUAGCCAUUAUCUUACCAUCUUUCAUACA